GCCAUCGUUACAGACAUCUGAAAUAUCAAAUAAGAAGGAAGAAGCGUUACGCUGAAUUAAUGGCGAGUAGCAGCAGCGCAGUGGCAAGAGAGGGUUAAGCGAUAAAGCCUUCUGUUGUUGAUCAUUACGGUUUGAGGCUUGUGGUCUCCAUUUCAACAGAGGUGUCUUGAUUCAUUCUGAUUUCAGCAGGUCUCUUGCCCCCAACGAAGUUGCCUACUCCUCUCCUCAGGUCUCUUGCCCUCAAUGCUCGCUCAACCAACUCAUCCUCUCCUCCUCUCCCAGGUCUCUUGCCCUCAUCUCCGCCAUUGCUGCAAACUUGGAGCUCAGAGAAAGCUAUAGUCUCUUGCCCUCAUCGCCCCAUUGCUGCAAGCUUAGAGCUCAGAGAAAACUAUGGGAUGGGAUCAAAAGGGGGAACGUCUCCAGCUAAUUUGAGAUGCCCCCACUGUGCAGGUCCUCUCACUAAAGACCUGGAAUCUAGCACUUGGACUAUGGCCCCCUUCAUUAGAGAUAGUUUUUCGAUGAUUGGUACAGCUGUUGGAGGGACUGCAAGUGCAUUCUAUGGGUUCAAUCAUGCGAUGCCUAUCGUACAAAAAUGGAUUAAAGGGCCUAUGUGGGUGCAUUUCCUUGUUGGCGCCCCACCAGUAAUACUCUUCUCUUCGACUUGUGCUGGACUUGCAGGUGCAUGGUUGCUUGGGUUAUGCAGGUGGUGCGGUACCAGCUUUAGCACAGCUUGCUGCUUCCUCUUAUCAUACGGCUGUCUCGUCUCCAUUGCCGCCUUCUUGCCGGGACAAUGAAGAUGCCAACAAAUCGACUUUUACUCAUUGAGAGAGAGAGUACUCUUAUUGAGAGAGAGUAUAUAAACAUGAGAAUAUUUUUAUGAGGAUGAGGUAUUCUUGAGACAGUGCAUGAAAUUGCCUGAUCUGGCGUAGGAAUUGGUCGUUCUAUUCUGGUUCUGUGUUUGUAUAGAAAAACGGUCGAGUCUAGAAGGGAACAGACAGUUUUGUACAGUAAAACGACAACUCAAUAGUAAAAUAGCGAUCAGGAUCGUAGAUGCAUCUAUUCAGAGUAGUUUUUGGCAUGUUCAGUGUUUUUUUUACGGUUCAAUAUUUUUUCCACAUGGUAAAACGGUGAUUCGAGCUGUCGAUUCAUUCACCAAUCUGUUCUUUUAAUCAUUUGUUGGGACUUGUAUAUUUCGUGUCUUUUGUACCACUACUGUUGGAUUAUACCGACUCUUUUUAAUAAAAGCCAAUUUAGGAUUUA
This is a messenger RNA of Amborella trichopoda, 1260 nucleotides long. RefSeq lists its product as uncharacterized. The record is from RefSeq and is a predicted model, not a curated record. Lineage: Eukaryota; Viridiplantae; Streptophyta; Magnoliopsida; Amborellales; Amborellaceae.